AUGAAAAUCUUCGUUGCUAUGGCGGCUUUCGCCGCCGGCACAAACGCUCUCGUCGGCCGCAGUGAUAAUUGCUGCUUCCAUCUGACCUCAACUGGGGAUCUUUCCGGAGACCUCGGCCAGAUUGGAGAUGGCCAGGUGCGUAUUGGCGACAACACGCUGCCGCAAUCAUCCUUCUGCAUCGAUUCCAAUGGUGGAAUCACCGACGCUGCUGGUCGUGGAUGCAUCCUCACCCCUCCAACUACCCAGUUCCAGUGCGACGAGGGUGCUACGCCGACCCCCGGCUUCUCCAUCUCGUCUUCCGGACAGCUGGAGUUUAAUAAUACCGCAGCCUUUAUUGCUUGCCAGACUGGUCAAAAUGAUGGUCGGAAUGUUUAUACCACGAACAGCACUUCCGUCACUAUGUGCUCUAGUAUCCAAUUGAACACUGACUCGUGCUCUGGCUCUGGCCCUGGCCAUGGUGGAGGUGGAGGUGGAGGUUCGCCUGGUACUUCUCCCGGUGUUACUUCGCCCGGUGGCACUUCACCUGGCGGUACUUCACCUGGCGGCACCUCCCCUGGUGGAAGCUCACCUUCUGGCGGAGCAGUUCCUGGAGGUUCCCCAGGUGGCACUUCACCUGGUGGAAGCUCACCUGGCGGUACUUCAUCUGGUGGCACCUCCCCUGGUGGAAGCUCACCUUCUGGCGGAGCAGUUCCUGGAGGUUCCCCAGGUGGCACUUCACCUGGUGGCACCUCACCCGGUGGAAGCUCACCUUCUAGCGGAGCAGUACCUGGAGGCUCAUCCAGCGGUGGCUCCGGAUCUCCUGGAACUUCUCCUGGUGGAAGUUCCCCUAGUGGAAGCUCUCCUAGCGGCAGUUCUCCUAGCGGCAGUUCUCCUAGCAGCAGUUCUCCUACUAGUGGUAGUUCUCCUAGUGGCAGUUCUCCUAGUGGCAGUUCUCCUAGUGGCAGUUCUCCCGGUGGUACUUCGCCAGGCGGUACUUCACCUGGAGGAGGUCCUUCUGGAGGAGAGUGCGCAAGUCAAACUGCCACUGGCUGUAGUUGUCCUGCGCCUGGUGGCGGAUCGUCUGCUGGUGGUUCCCCCGGAGGCAGUUCACCUGGCGGAGGAGGAGGCUCUUCUAGUGGAGGCUCUCCUGGCGGUGGGAGCAGUUCCCCUGGCGGAGGCUCUCCUGGUGGUGGUUCUCCUGGUAGUGGUUCUCCUGGUGGUAACUCCUCUGGUGGAGGUGGAGGCUCCCCCGGCGGUGGUAGCGGUUCCCCUGGCGGAGGGUCCCCUGGAGGUAGUUCUCCUGGUGGAGGAGGAGGCUCUUCUAGUGGAGGCUCUCCUGGCGGUGGUAGCAGUUCCCCUGGCGGAGGCUCUCCUGGUGGUGGUUCUCCUGGUGGUGGUUCCCCUGGUGGUUCCCCUGGUGGUUCCCCUGGUGGCGGCUCGGCCACCUCUACUUCCCACAGCACUCCAUCUUCCACCGGCUCUUCAAGCGGCAGCUGCCCUACUGACCUCUCGGGCAACCAUGAAAAGCCUCACUUGAUCAUCACCCUUGACUCGUCCUCCCCUGGCAACACCGCCGGGACAGGGUCCAAUGGCACUGUGACGUCGACAGUCUCAAGUGUUUUCAACUUCGACAUCCCGGCAUCAGACACUGGCAAGACGUGCAGUCUGGUCUUUCUCUUCCCCAAACAGCAGGAUCUGGAGACCGCAGCAUUCACCUUUAGCGGCGAUGGCAUGAUCGACUUUUCCAAGCUGUCUGGUCAAGUGACCCCAUCGACCACAUCGAGCAACCUCCCAGCUGUUGCGGAAGACCUGGGGGUGAUUACAGUUUCUCCGGGCAAUUCAUAUGUGGUUUCGACAUUCGCUUGCCCUGGUGAUCAAAGUGUUGCCUUUGAGAUGAAGAAUGCCGGACGCACCGAGUUGAAUUUCUUCGAGGAUUACAAUCCUUCUCCGCUGGGUCUGUUCAUCACUGUGUGUUAA
This is a messenger RNA of Penicillium manginii, 1956 nucleotides long. Its product is annotated as putative GPI anchored cell wall protein. The record is from RefSeq and is a predicted model, not a curated record. The transcript has 3 exons. NCBI's taxonomy places the organism in Eukaryota, Fungi, Ascomycota, Eurotiomycetes, Eurotiales, Aspergillaceae. Bases 1 to 1956 code for a protein of 651 amino acids.